Messenger RNA from Phoenix dactylifera (date palm), 2067 nucleotides. RefSeq lists its product as uncharacterized. NCBI's taxonomy places the organism in Eukaryota, Viridiplantae, Streptophyta, Magnoliopsida, Arecales, Arecaceae. Gene Ontology annotation, molecular function: mRNA binding; protein binding. The record is from RefSeq and is a predicted model, not a curated record.
AUGAAGCACUACCCAAUCGUGAUCUCUCUGUGCAACAAGCUAAAUGUUUUAUCAGGAAUCCAGCCAAAUGUCCGCACUUAUAGCAUCGUGAUCAACUCGUGCUGCCGAAUGAGCUUUGUGGACCUGGGCUUCGGCUUCUUAGGAGGUCUCCUGAAACGUGGCCUCUCUCCCAAGACCGCUAUCUUCAACUCUCUCAUCAGCGGCCUCGGCACCGAGAAAAGAAUCGGGCAGGCAGCCAUGCUGUUCGAUAAAAUGUCUCUGAUGGGAUGCCAGCCGAACGUGGUCUCAUACAAUGCUCUCAUCAAAGGGCUCUGCAAUACCGGAAGUACUGCUUUGGCAUUGAAGCUGCAUCAGAAAAUGGCUAUGCUGGGAGAUAGUUGCAAGCCUAACGUAAUAACAUACAACACUAUUGUCCACCACCUUUCCAAAGAGGGACACGUGAGCGAUGCAUGCAAACUGCUCGAGGAAAUGAGCCGUGUAGGUGUUAAACCGGAUGUUCGCACUUACAAUAGCAUUAUUUAUGGACAUUCCACUUUAGGCCACUGGAUGCAGGCUGUUGGUAUUUUCAAGGAGAUUAUGGAUCGAGGCUUUUCACCAGAUGUGGUGACAUUCAGCGUGCUGAUGGAUUCACUUUCCAAGCAUGGGAAGACUGCAGAAGCCCAUAAAUUAUUAGAUUUGAUGAAGGAAAGAGGUGAAAAACCAGACGUUAUCUCGUAUACUAUAUUGGUGCAAGGAUAUUGUCAAGAGGGCUGUCUCACUAAUGCCAGGGAUGUCUUCGAUUCCAUGUUGGUUGAGGGUCCUGCUCCUAACAGUCACACUUACUCUGUCUUGAUUAAUGGCUUUGUCAAGAAUCAAAAAAUGGAUGAGGCCAUGGACCUAUUCGAGAAAAUGCAACGGGAAGGAGUAAAGCCUGAUAUUGUUACCUAUAGUACUAUACUGGAUGGACUAUGUCACCUUGGAAAGAUGGAGGAUGUUCGAGGCCUCCUUGAUGAAAUGAUGAGUCGAGGAAUACAUCCAGAUGUGGUCACUUAUAGCUCUAUAAUGUGUGCAUUUUGUAGAUUAGGCAAGUGGAAAGAAGCUUAUCAGUUGCUUUAUGAAAUGACAGAGCAACAAAUUAAUCCUAAUGUCGUGACAUUCAAUGUAUUGAUCGAUGCCAUUUGUAAAGAAGGAAUGGUUCCAGAGGCACAUGAAUUAUUGGAAGUGAUGAUCUGUAAAGGUAUGGAGCCUAAUGUAGUGACUUAUAAUACACUAAUGGAUGGUUACUCUAUGGUAGGACAACUAAAUGAUGCAGUGAGAGUUCGUGAUUUAAUGGUUUCAAAAGGGCAUGAACCCGAUGCUUUUACAUACAAUAUAUUAAUCAAUAGCUAUUGCAAAAGUGGGAGGAUUGAUGAGGCUUUGAGUCUCUUUAAUGCAAUGCCUCAUAAGGGAGUUCAGCCUACAGUCAUUACAUACAACACCGUGUUAACUGGAUUGUAUCGAGUGGGUAGAGUUGCUGAUGCAGAAAAAUUGCGUGACAAGAUGCUUGCUGCUGGGAUAUGCCCUGAUCUUCGCACAUAUAAUAUGAUCUUGGACGGGCUUUGCAAAAACCAAUGUAUUGAUGAAGCUAUGAAGCUAUUUCAAGAUACCUUAUCUUCUAAUGUUAACCUCGACGUUGUCUGUUUCAAUACCCUGAUUGAUGGUUUGGUCAAAGCUGGAAGGUUCGAAGCAGCCAAAAAUAUCUUUGAUACUAUCCAUGCCAAAGAUUUGAAGCCAAAUGUUAUUACUUUGAACAUAAUGGUAAAUGGCCUCAUCAAGGAAGGGUUGUUUGAUGAAGCCAAUAACUUGCUCUUGCAUAUGGAGAAGUCUGGUUGUCCUGCAGAUUCUACCACAUUCAAUACCAUUAUUCGUGGUUUGCUGGAGAAAGAGGAGAUGGAAAGGGCAAUAGAUAUGAUUAGGAAAAUGAAGGAGAAAAGCUUUUCUUUCGAGGCAUCAACUGCUUCGCAGAUAUUUAAUUUGUUCUCAGAGGAUGGGCAAUAUCAUGAAUAUCUGAAGUUGCUUCCAGAUUUUUCUCAGCAUUGUGCAAAGUGA